AUGCAAACAGAGCCAGAGAACAAAAUGCGACCUUCCGAGUCAGCCCCUGAGUUGCUGAUGAUGGCUGCUCGGGAGGGCGAUUCUGCACGAUUGCGUGAUCUUCUGGGCAACCACGAUGCAACUGCGACUGCAGUUCAGCUCGUUGUGCCCAUGCCUGAAGUCAUCAUCAACAUUGAGGAAAACUCCCUCGCCAUGAGCAGGGUGGACUCAAUUCUCCAUGUGGUUGCAGCUUCUGGAGACACUUCUGAGUUUCUGGAGAGCGCAAGUCUGAUCCACAGCAAGGCCAACCACCUCCUAGGCACCGGCAAUAACAAGGGGGACACGCCCUUGCAUUGCGCAGCCGGAGCUGGGAGGAUCAAAAUGGUGUCUAACCUCAUCCAUCUGGCUAUGGCGGAUGGGGGUGGUGACGCGAGAGUGAAGGCAGUGCUGAGGAAGCAGAACAACAAAGGCGAGACAGCCCUCCAUGAGGUCCUUCGCUUGUCCGAUAAGAAGAUGAUCAGGGGAAUGGUUGAGACGCUAAUGGAGGUCGAUGCAGAAUUGGCUCGCCUCCCGAUUGCUAAUGGCACCUGGCCAUUGUACCUGGCUGUCUCGCUAGGACACAAUGAUAUUGCGGAGCUGCUGUAUUCUAAGGACAAGGCGUUGUCCUACUCUGGACCAGAUGGACAAAACGUCUUGCACGUUGCAGUUCUCAGGAGCCAAGGAUAUUUCUUAUUUUCACGAAAGUCGUUUGAGAUAGCCGAACAACAUGGUUGGCAACCGCAUUGA
Molecule: messenger RNA, 765 nt
Organism: Triticum turgidum subsp. durum (durum wheat)
Lineage: Eukaryota; Viridiplantae; Streptophyta; Magnoliopsida; Poales; Poaceae
Source: the annotation of a GenBank genome assembly